AUUCCAGUGAGAGAUUCGGGUUCACACGAGAUGUUGAAGUCAUAGCAUCCAAUGAAACCGGAGAGGGGGAUAUGAAUAGUAAUGAUAAACCAAGCGAUAUCUUACCGAUAGCAUUGCUUACUCUCUCGGAUACACUCGAAGAGAUUAAUUACAUGGACUUUUUUGGUUGUAACAGUAAGAAUGGUGGAGAAUUAAAAUACACUGAUACUAUAGAAAACAUACAUGCUCAACUCAAAAAACACAAUAGCGCGAUCAAAGGUGAUAUUGAUAUUUAUGAGCAGAAAAACGAUAUCGACGAAGCCAUAUUGGCAUUUUUCAAGGAACGUUAUGUAUUUGUACCCGAUCCAACAUGGCUCA
Molecule: messenger RNA, 357 nt
Organism: Racocetra persica
Lineage: Eukaryota; Fungi; Glomeromycota; Glomeromycetes; Diversisporales; Gigasporaceae
Source: the annotation of a GenBank genome assembly